AUGACACCCAAACAGCACCGGCAAGAGCUAUCCUGUCUGGUGAAACAGAGCGAAGAAGAAAACGCGCUGGUCUAUGUGUACAACAUGGCCAAGCAAGGAAGACCUCUCGCCUGGGAAGCCGUGAUGUUCCUGGAUGUCCGCUGGAGGAAGCUCAUUUACGGCUUCUCCGACAAACUUCUCAGCUUUUAUCUAAAUUCCAUGUCAGAUACACUGCCGUCUCCAGCAAAUUUACUUCUCUGGAAAAAAUCCACUUUGGGCUCUUGCUCCCUGUGCGGCUACCACCACUGCACACUCUUCCACAUCAUCAGCAACUGCAGAUACUCGUUGAUGACCGGCCGAUACAACUGGCGUCACGAUAUGGUCCUUCGCAGACUCAUCGAAAUCAUUCGCCCGGUGCUAGAAAAGACGGACGCACCUAAAAAAGGUACCCAUUUCAAAUCUAGCAGCGGAACCGAAUAUUACGUCCCCCCUCUGCAGCGCAACACUGAGCGAGGAAAACCGGCGGCAGACGACUGGCAGCUAAUCUGGGAUGAAGAGCACGACACAUACGUCUUCCCUCCCCAGAUUGCCAGCACCAAUGCACGUCCCGACAUCGCCAUCUGGUCCACUGCAACAAAGACAUGCAUUGUGGCUGAGCUCACUGUCUGCUGGGAAGAAAACUUUUACCAAGCUCACGAGCGCAAGCAGGGGAAGAAGGACUAUAUCGACCUAAUCAACACAGGCAGGAAGAAUGGCUGGCAUAUGCACUACUUUGCAGUGGAAGUUGGAGCUCGAGGGGUCACAUCGGACAGCCUGUUCUAA
This is a messenger RNA of Amphibalanus amphitrite, 801 nucleotides long. RefSeq lists its product as uncharacterized. The record is from RefSeq and is a predicted model, not a curated record. The transcript has a single exon. Lineage: Eukaryota; Metazoa; Arthropoda; Thecostraca; Balanomorpha; Balanidae. The coding region runs from base 1 to 801 and encodes 266 amino acids.